This is a messenger RNA of Zea mays, 739 nucleotides long. RefSeq names its product F-box domain containing protein-like. The transcript has a single exon. Bases 240 to 581 code for a protein of 113 amino acids. Lineage: Eukaryota; Viridiplantae; Streptophyta; Magnoliopsida; Poales; Poaceae. The record is from RefSeq and is marked validated.
GUACUAACUAUUAAGGGGGCAGUGUAGACUGCCCCCGCUCCCUACCCGCACGCGCCAGCGAAAUCCCGCCCCACAACGGCCUCCCGCACCGCACGGCCGCGUGCCACAGAGCGUACACCACCCCCGCCCGCCCUCCGCCUGCCCGCCCUCCAAGCUCAGCCUACCACGCUCGCCCCCUGCCAGUCCUUCCGCGAAUCGGGUGUCCCCAACAAUCCCGCGCACCCGCCGCACUCGGGCAGAUGGAGCGCGACCGCCGCGCCGCACGCUCCGACUUCGUGCGGUUCCGCCUGGUGUGCAAGCUGUGGAUGGACGGCAGCGGCAUCAGGAAGCCCCGUGAGUUGGGCGCACGCGUCAUCGACCACAGCUUCCACCCUCGCCGGUGGAUCCUGCUGACGGAGGAGAAGGAGGAGGCUGAUGAGGCGACGCCCACGCCCACGCGCCGCACGCUGCUUAACCUCACCACCCGGAAGACCAUCCAGGUGGAUCUGCCGGAGCUCGCUGGGCACUCCGUGGUCCCCGGACCCACCGCGGCGCCGGAGGGCAUGCUGGUGGUGCGCGAUCUGAGAAACCGUUGGGGCUGAAGUGGGAAUGUGACAGGCAUGCCUGCAUGUGCCCCGCAUGAUGUCUACUGCCUCACAGGUUUCAUUGCUUUUCGGUGGGGGGACCGGAGAGCAACCGAAUUUGUAGUAGUAGUACUGAACAAUCUGAAUCUCAGAUGAAACCAUAGAACAUGUUUCCC